AUGACUGGAAGCAGCUUUGGUUCUGAAGCAGGUGAUUCAAUGUCCUCUGGUGAUGAGAAAAAUCAGGCGUUUAUAGAAUCUGAUGACGUGAUGCCCCCCCAUGGCCAAUUUAACACGACCCAGAAGCCCGUCCUUAAGCCCAUCCUUAAGCCCAAAGAGUCCAAGCCGACCCUUGGGACUUACACUCUCAUUAAAAACGGCAAAACAUGUGUGAGGGCUUCCCUUGGUGUAGAGUUCAUUGUGGAAGAGAAUAAGACGAAAUCAUAUUUCAACCUAGACCCCAGAAAAACGAGGGCAACGGGAUACUGUGGGGGUGAUAAGGCUCUUCUUUCACUGGAUUUUGAGGGAGGCAACGUGCAGUUCACGUUUUACAAGGAAGGCAACGUCUACUAUGUGAAGACGCUGAAAACUUUUCUGAAUCCAGCCCCCCCUCGUAAGGGCAGCGAAAGUAAAUAUUAUCCUGGUGUUAUGGAUCAUGAAAAGUUAUUUAAGGCUGACAAAGGUCUCAGCUUCAAGUGCAAAUCACACACAACAUUCCCAAUGUCUCAGAAUCUUUGGCUUAAGUUUGUGCCUCUUCAGAUUCAAGCCUUUGAUUUCGGCAGUGGGAAAUUUGGAAAAGAGGUUGAGUGCUGGGCGGACUACAUGAAGCGCAUUGUGCCAAUCAUUGUGGGGGCAGUGGUUGUAGGACUCUGUCUCAUUGCCGUGCUGGUCUAUGUGUUAGUCCGUGAGCACCGCAAACAAGGCUACGAACAGCUGUGA
Chanos chanos (milkfish) is the source of this 759-nucleotide messenger RNA. RefSeq names its product lysosomal associated membrane protein 3 (gene lamp3). NCBI's taxonomy places the organism in Eukaryota, Metazoa, Chordata, Actinopteri, Gonorynchiformes, Chanidae. Gene Ontology annotation, cellular component: plasma membrane; lysosomal membrane; late endosome membrane. The transcript has 6 exons. Bases 1 to 759 code for a protein of 252 amino acids. Gene Ontology annotation, biological process: establishment of protein localization to organelle. The record is from RefSeq and is a predicted model, not a curated record.